GUCUGAAAGUAUGUCAGUUGUUGUGCUAUGGUCGAGUCUGCGAGUGUCGAAAAGCAAGUGGAAGCUGGAGUGGAGGGGUGAAUCGGAAGCACCUCUGAAGCCCCUCGUACAGAUUCCAGAAAGCAACAUCGAGAAAGCUCAACAGACCGAGGCGAGCCCACUCACAGCAUUCGGCCCCUCCCAAGCAGCGAAUGCCCAAGAAACAGCAGAGCCUAAAGCAAAAGUACGCCGCCGCAGUAAAGUCCCGCAUCUCAGAGCCCACCGGUUCCCACUCCUCUCCUCUUUCACAAUGGCCCCACCCAAUAGCAGCAUCACCUUCACCGCAACCCUCAGUCCACGACCUCCUAUCCCGCUUCCGGCCCCCCCGACCGCGGAACGGUAACCUAGCCCGCUACGGUGAAUCUAAAGUCCUCGACACGUACGCAUCCUACGGGCAUCAUAUCCAGCGGAUAGAAUCCACCGCCGCGCAAUCGAAUGUGACUGUUGCGGGACCUGCUCCACCGCCGGGGUGGAGGGCGGCGUGGCGGGAAGCGGUGCCGGUUAGUACUCCCACUGUGAUUCCCACAGACGGGUCCAACCCUCGCGUGCGUUCGCUCGUCGAUCUCUGUGUCGACAGUGUAGCGCAACGGAUUAGGGUGUACAGGCAACGCCAGGCGGAAUUUGCAUGCGUGCCAUGGCACCUGAAGGAACGGAUCCUGCAACGGGUGUGCGAGACAUCCCGGCUCGUGAAUGAUUUAUUGUGUUUGUUCAGGGAUCCGGAGAUGAGGGUGCUUGUGUUGGCCAACUCGUCGGUGACUGUGAAGGGGCUGGCGGGGCAUUUCGAUACCUCGGCUACACCCGUGGUGGCCGGUGGUUCACAGCCAUCCACAGAGAGGAAGGAAGAGGAAGUGCUUGAGUCAUGGGAAGACGCGGCGGACCUCGCGGAGAUCACACCCAUAGUGCAUCAACGCCCGCCCUUUGCGAACCUGCACACGCUCUCCAUCUCGCAUGCGGUGGGGAUUACCGCUGUUCCGUUCACGCAUCUCGUUUCUAAAGCCCUCCCGAACUUAUACGUUCUCGAUCUGUCCGGUUGUUUCGACUCGCAGCACGGUCCGCACGCUCUGGGUAUCCUCGCCUGCAAUUUGGUGGGAUUGAAACUGUUGAAUCUGUCGGGGUGCAAGUGGGUGACGAGGGAGGUUGUGUUGGGCGUUGGGUGGGAGGCGCGGUGGAGGGAGAUGUGUGUGUUGGUGGUGAGGAGGUGUGGGGAGGGGUGUGAAGGUGUGGUAGAGGAUUUGCGGAGGGUGAGGCGGGGUUUGGCGGUUGUUUGUGAUAGGGCGGCUGGGGGUGCGGAGUGGGAGGGUGCCGAGUGUGGGGUUUCGCGCGGUGGUGUUUCGCGGAACCAGGAUAGAGGGUCGUAUGCGGGGCCGUAUUGAUAGAUGUACACAAGUUUUGGCGAAGUCACUCCACUUCAAACUCGGCUCUCGUAUCAGGAUUUGCGAGUGACCAUGAUAGAUGGAUAUUUUGAUAGUGGUGUACAAAAAUAAGAAGCAUACGAAACUGGUAACGGAAAAGAUUUCCCCUCACCAACAGACUAAAAAUCGAAUCUGAAACGAAAAGAAGCAACGAACCCCUUAUCUAGCGAACCGGCCCGACUAACAAGCACAAUAGGCGGAUGCACUGGACCCCCCUUUUUCAAAGCUGAGAAGCUACGCCAUGCACAUCACCAACAUGCUG
Messenger RNA from Fimicolochytrium jonesii, 1713 nucleotides. RefSeq lists its product as uncharacterized. Lineage: Eukaryota; Fungi; Chytridiomycota; Chytridiomycetes; Spizellomycetales; Powellomycetaceae. The transcript has a single exon. The coding region runs from base 192 to 1412 and encodes 406 amino acids. The record is from RefSeq and is a predicted model, not a curated record.